UAUAUAUAAAUCAAGACACAUUUCAUCACUUGAAAAAACGACAAAUACUGCACACUUGAACAAAUUUCUUGUGCUUUUUUUUAUAAAUUUUUUUUUCUUGAAAUUUAAAUUUUUCAAAAUAUAUCAACAUACUAUUAAUCGAUUGUCCACCAACAAUCCAAUCGUCAAUAAUCUCGGUGAAAAUUAUUCUUGUUUUUUUUUCUGUUUGAUAUUUUCUGUCUCUCUCUCUCUCUCUCUCUCUGUCUGUGUGUGUGUGUGUGUUUCAACCAAUCAUGGGUUAUGAUAUAAAUCGUUUCAAAAGUCGUCUGCCAAAUGAAAUCAUUUGUGGCAUCUGUUUUGGUGUGUUGGAUGAUCCACAAGAAAUAAUUGAAUGUGGCCACAUGUUUUGCCAUAAUUGUAUAUAUCGUUGGCUUGAUGAUCCAUAUUAUAAUACAGUAACAUGUCCAAUUUGUCGCCGUGAUAUUUGUGUAGAUGAUAUUCGUCCAGCCAUUGAUUCUGUACGGCAAUAUAUAAAUCGUUUACGUAUACGUUGUGAUUUUGAUCAUUUAGGUUGUAUUGCCGAUGUACGAUUAGAAGAUUAUGGCCGCCAUUAUACACAAUGUCCAUUGAAUCCACGUAAACCGAUUAAAUGUCAUCGUGGCUGUGGUGUUCAUCUGCCACCAGCCGAAAUGUUACAACAUCAUUGUGAUCUAGAUAUGUGUCAAGAUGCUAUUGAAUGGAAUGAUAUUUUUGAUUAUGUUCGUCAAGAAAUGAAACAACGUAAUUGGCAACGUUAUCAACCAAAACAUUCAUUGAUUGGUAAUUCAUAUAAAAAAUUAUUAACAUUUUUCACUAAUUGGCUAGCUGAUCCACGUGUACAUAAUGAUUGUGGUGUUGGCGUGAAAACAACAAAAACAACAACAACAACGACAUGCCGUUUCUUAGGAAAAUUCCUAGGGAAAACUUUAAUUUUAAUUUUAAUUUUUUUUUUUACAAACAAAAAUUGUAGCAAAAUUUCCGUAAACAUUUUUUUUAAUCACUUAUUAGUAUUAUUUGCUUGAUUUUUUUUGAACAAUUUUUUUACAAACACACACACACACCCAAAUUUGGACAAAGAGUAUUUUCGGUUUUAAAAAUACUUUUCAAUUUUCAAUUUUAUUUUGGAUCCAAAACAACAACAACAACAAAAAACACUGAAAACUAAAAAUUUUGUAUUACCAUUUUGAGUAUUAUCAUCAUUGAAUCAUU
Molecule: messenger RNA, 1227 nt
Organism: Dermatophagoides farinae (American house dust mite)
Lineage: Eukaryota; Metazoa; Arthropoda; Arachnida; Sarcoptiformes; Pyroglyphidae
Product: E3 ubiquitin-protein ligase NRDP1
Biological process (GO): regulation of canonical NF-kappaB signal transduction
Cellular component (GO): plasma membrane signaling receptor complex
Molecular function (GO): metal ion binding
Source: RefSeq, a predicted model, not a curated record